Messenger RNA from Hevea brasiliensis (rubber tree), 697 nucleotides. RefSeq names its product 60S ribosomal protein L23a-like. Lineage: Eukaryota; Viridiplantae; Streptophyta; Magnoliopsida; Malpighiales; Euphorbiaceae. The record is from RefSeq and is a predicted model, not a curated record. Gene Ontology annotation, cellular component: ribosome; cytosolic large ribosomal subunit. Gene Ontology annotation, molecular function: rRNA binding; structural constituent of ribosome. The transcript has 3 exons. Bases 84 to 548 code for a protein of 154 amino acids. Gene Ontology annotation, biological process: ribosomal large subunit assembly; translation.
AUUUGGUUUGAAGUGUCUUUGAUGCUGAGCUUUGAUUUUCGGUUUUACCAGGAUUGGGCGUUCUUUAAAAAGAAUUUUAAUCCAUGGGUGCGGCUAAAGCUGAUGCUACCAAAAAGAAUGAUCCAAAGGCGCAAGCCGUCAAAGCUGCCAAGGCUGUGAAAUCAGGACCAACAUUUAAGAAGAAAGCUAAGAAGAUCAGGACAAAGGUCACAUUUCACCGGCCCAAGACAUUGAAGAAGGAGAGAAACCCAAAGUAUCCUCGCAUCAGCGCACCACCAAGAAACAAGUUGGACCACUAUCAGAUUCUGAAGUAUCCACUAACUACUGAGUCUGCCAUGAAGAAGAUUGAGGACAACAACACACUUGUGUUUAUUGUUGACAUUCGUGCUGACAAGAAGAAGAUCAAAGAUGCAGUGAAGAAGAUGUAUGACAUUCACACCAAGAAAGUCAAUACUUUGAUCAGGCCUGAUGGAACUAAGAAGGCAUAUGUAAGGUUGACUCCAGAUUAUGAUGCCUUGGAUGUGGCAAACAAGAUUGGCAUCAUCUAAAUUAUGGUUUUGUGAGUUAGAUCACCAGCAAAGUGAUACCAACAUAUUGUUUUGUUGACAGUUUUGUUAUGAGUAAUUAAGUGAUUUAGGGCCCCAAUAUCACGUUUGUUUUCUUUAAAAUAUUUUGAGAACUAUAAUUUCUGUUUUAA